AUGGCAAGCAGGCAACUUAUAAUCCUCAUUUCAACCCUCCUCAUCCCACUGGCCUUCCCUUCCAUAGCAGCCACUGAAUAUGACCCGAAAAAGCCUGAGGAAGCGCAGAAGAAAAUCGACGUGGUGGUGGAAGGCAUGAUCUAUUGCCAGAGUUGUGACCACUAUGGAACAUGGUCCUUGACUGAUGCUGAGCCAAUCCCUUCAGCUAAAGUCAGUGUCAUCUGCAAAAACCACAAAGACCAAGUCAGCUUCUACAAGUCUUUUGUCACAGACCUUAAAGGCUACUUCUAUGCUCAGCUUGAAGGCUUCAAAAUGGCGCAUUCUAUAUUGGACCAUCCCCUCCAUGGGUGCCAUGUGAAGCUAGUUUCUUCUCCUCUUGCCAAUUGCAGUGACCUCAGUAAUGUCAAUAACGGUCUCUAUGGUGCCCCUCUUCAUUCCGAAAACAAGAGAUUGUUGGGUAGGAAUUAUGAGGCAGUUAUAUAUGCUGCAGGGCCUUUGGCUUUCCGUCCUUCUCAUUGCUCCAAUACUCACUCUUGAUUUGGCACACCAGCUAUUCCCUGAUUAAUUGUUCUCCUAAAUUUUAACCGAAUUUGCUACUUUCUUUCUUUUUGUCAAAAUUUUAUUUUCUAAAUGUAACUGUAUUCGCAUUGCAGCAGUUGCUUUGUUUCUUGAAUAAAUUGGUUUGUACUGCAGAGUGAUGAAAUGACAUGUUUCAUUUGCCCAUU
This is a messenger RNA of Prunus mume (Japanese apricot), 725 nucleotides long. It is a transcript of the gene MOP10, whose product is annotated as Pollen Ole e 1 allergen and extensin family protein. Gene Ontology annotation, cellular component: cell periphery. Gene Ontology annotation, biological process: root hair elongation; unidimensional cell growth. NCBI's taxonomy places the organism in Eukaryota, Viridiplantae, Streptophyta, Magnoliopsida, Rosales, Rosaceae. The record is from RefSeq and is a predicted model, not a curated record.